AUGCACCGCUCUCUUUCUUUCCCUUUUUUUAUCUUAGGCUGCUCUUUUCCCUUUCCCUCUCUCUCUCUCUCAUCCAAAUCACCGCAUAGGCAGUUGAGACGAGCCUUUAAAAAGGUCGAUACCUUCUCCCACGUUAACGUGGCCUACGUGACGAUGCUAGCUUGCUCUUUGUGCAGCCGUCAGAGUUGUACCUUUGUGUGGUACAAGGCAUUCGCGGAGCGGUUUUCUGCUGACUCACAGAAGGGCGUCGUCCGCAUCGUCGAGCGUGUGUGUGCUGACAACACGAGCGAAUGGCACGACCCCCCAACGAUGGCACAUAAGCCUUUUCACUCCAGUUCCGCCGACGCAACAACUGAACAUCAAGAGCGUGCGUGUGCUUUGUCUGUCGCCGCCAUCACCUCCUCACCGCCGCUUCUACCUUGCAACUGCACAGGGAAAGUGUUCCAGUUUUCCGCCAAGGACGUGUAUAUCUUGUCCGAUGCACAAUCGCCAUUCACGAAAGGCGAGGCAGAUGAGGAGAGGGAGCAGAAGAUCACGUCUCUUUAUCCGUGCUACAUAGCUGGCGGAUGUCCGUUAGUGGUCCAAGUGCAGACGGUGCACACUGGCACCACACAUUGCGAAGAAGCCGUACGACUUUUCGUGCGUGCUUCGCUGGGCGCUGCUGAGGCGGUCAACCGGCACUUCGUCUAUUUUUAUUCUUUACCAAAGACACGUUUUGAUCAAUGGCAGCGACAUUCGACCGUGUUCGACGAGAGGAUAAAGCGAUGCAGGCGACGGCCGUCGCUUGUAAGGGCAGAUCGUUUCACUGACGUGAGUGAGGUGGACUGCGACGUACUCGAAAUGAUUGAUCUACCACUGUCGAAACUCGUCACCAGGGACGCUUAUUGUCGCCAUGGAGCCCCUAGUGGAGGCAGCGGCGGUGCCUGCGGUGCAGAGCCAUCGGUUCACAAUGUAGAGGACGUAGAUGCGGUUCCUAUGUAG
Messenger RNA from Leptomonas pyrrhocoris, 981 nucleotides. RefSeq lists its product as hypothetical. The record is from RefSeq and is a predicted model, not a curated record. The transcript has a single exon. Bases 1 to 981 code for a protein of 326 amino acids. Lineage: Eukaryota; Euglenozoa; Kinetoplastea; Trypanosomatida; Trypanosomatidae.